GGGCAUUGUAACACCUGCAACAUUGCGUGCUUCACUCUGUUUCCAACACCGAAAGCAUUUGCAGCAGACAGCAAGGCUCUUUAUUAUUUCAUUACUGUCUCAUAUACAGGAUUGUUGACCCCCAUUAUUGAAUGAACGACCGCAUUCCACAACCCUAGACGACGAUUGGCAUUUCUGCGGGACUAGAGUCUUUCUGCUGACGUCCUUUGGCCUGCCUCAUAUCAUAUCGGAAAGUAAAACUUGUUCAAUUCAACCUAUAUCAACGUCAUUCCCACUUCGUUCCCCAAAAGGGCGCGCGUGCUUGAGGGUCAGAUCCAGAGCAGACACCGAGGCCGUUCCCAGACAAGGUUCCCAAGCGCUACAAGAAGCCACCUGGCGGAGAACACCUUGCUCUUGUCUUCUGCAACGCCGUUGCAUCUGCCGCUGUAGUUAUGUCACAGACUACAACAGUCGCGGAAUAUCUGUUUACACGCCUGAGGCAAUUGGGUGUGGGCGCAGUGCACGGCGUCCCUGGGGACUACAAUCUUCGCUUACUAGACUAUGUUGUCCCGUCUGGGCUCCUCUGGGUGGGGAAUGCCAACGAACUCAACGCUGGGUAUGCCACGGACGGCUACGCGCGGAUCAAAGGCAUUGGAGCUCUGGUCACCACAUAUGGAGUCGGCGAGUUAUCAGCUAUCAAUGCCAUUGCGUGUGCUUUCACCGAGCGGGCGGCCGUCGUCCAUAUCGUGGGCACACCACCCCGCAAUACGCAAGCCUCCCGUUUGAUGGUGCACCAUACUCUUGGAGAUGGAGACUACCGACACUUCGGCCAGAUGCAAGCGCAUGUCACCGUGGCGCAGACCAAUCUGCUCGAUCCUCGUACUGCUCCUCAGCAAAUCGAUCAAAUUCUGGAGCAAUGCAUAUUACACUGCAGACCGGUCUACAUUGAAGUUCCUCUAGACAUGGUUUCGGCCCCAGUCGUUGCAGAAAGGCUUUCUCACGAGAUCGCGAUCCCAAGAGCUGUCCCCAAUCCUGCUUACGAUGUGGUAUUGGACAAAAUCCUCGAGAAGAUGUAUGCUGCGAAACAACCUCUCGUUCUCGUGGACGGAGAGGCUAGGGCGCUGGGUAUCCUGGACCAGAUUGAAAGAAUCGUGUCUUCAACGGUAUGGCCCACAUUCACGACAACGUCCGGGAAAGGGCUCAUCAACGAGACGCUCCCCAAUGUGCAUGGUAUCUAUCGCGGCAGCUUCGCAGAUGCCGGGACAAAGGCUUUCAUCGAUGGCUCAGAUCUGGCUUUGUAUUUUGGACCUCACCUCAGUUCGACUAACACUUACAACUGGACUGGCGUGCCCCAAUCAGCUGUCACCAUCUAUUUUACUUGGGAGGGUAUCAAGAUUGGUGACAUCCUCCAUCGAGACAUUUCGCCAGCAUAUGCGCUCGCCCAAAUCUUGCAGAAAUUAGACUUGACAAAGCUGAAGAAAAACGACAGCUGUCAAACUUUCCCUAGUGAACAGCUUCUAUCGUUCUCAGAAGUGUCCAAGGACGAGCGGAUCAAGCAAGACAAAGUCUGGCGCCUCAUCACGCCCUUCUUGCGCCCAGGAGACAUUGUCUUUGGCGAAACAGGCACUGCAGGAUAUGGUGUGCGAGAGAUGCUCCUACCCAAACAUACAAGACUCUUUACCCCUAUCACCUGGCUUUCUAUCGGAUACAUGCUACCGGCUUCUCAGGGCGCGGCACUGGCUCAGCGCGAGUUGAUAGCCUCGUCAAAGUACCACGAUCUUGCACACGCGCGAACAAUUCUGUUCAUUGGCGACGGCAGCCUUCAGAUGACAGUCCAGGAGCUCGCCACUAUCAUCAGACACAAUCUCAACGUGAUAGUAUUCUUGAUCAAUAACGACGGCUAUACAAUAGAGCGCUGUAUUCAUGGUUUGGAAGAAGGUUACAAUGAUAUAUCUACUUGGCGCUACCUGAAAGCACCCAGCUUUUUCGGGGCUCCGGAAAAUGCCUUCACUGCGUCCACCAGGACGUAUGGCGAGCUCGAGCAGGCGCUAAAUCACGAGAAACUCGCUGAUGGAACAGGUUUAAGAAUGGUGGAAAUUCAUAUGGAUCGGUAUGAUGCGCCGGCUGGCCCGCUGACAGCGCUCCUCAACCAGCAAAACCAGCCACAGGGUGUCAAGGUGUGAUAUGGACGAGAUAAACAGCAAGUGAGUUGGUCGAGCCAUUCUCGUCAUUCAAAUAUCACCUCAGCAUUCAUUCAUUCAUUCUUCU
This is a messenger RNA of Cladophialophora immunda, 2247 nucleotides long. RefSeq lists its product as uncharacterized. The record is from RefSeq and is a predicted model, not a curated record. Lineage: Eukaryota; Fungi; Ascomycota; Eurotiomycetes; Chaetothyriales; Herpotrichiellaceae. Bases 432 to 2162 code for a protein of 576 amino acids. The transcript has 2 exons. Gene Ontology annotation, molecular function: carboxy-lyase activity; magnesium ion binding; thiamine pyrophosphate binding.